This is a messenger RNA of Penicillium riverlandense, 657 nucleotides long. Its product is annotated as Protein farnesyltransferase/geranylgeranyltransferase type-1 subunit alpha. Lineage: Eukaryota; Fungi; Ascomycota; Eurotiomycetes; Eurotiales; Aspergillaceae. Gene Ontology annotation, molecular function: protein farnesyltransferase activity; CAAX-protein geranylgeranyltransferase activity. Bases 1 to 657 code for a protein of 218 amino acids. The record is from RefSeq and is a predicted model, not a curated record. Gene Ontology annotation, biological process: protein farnesylation; protein geranylgeranylation. The transcript has a single exon. Gene Ontology annotation, cellular component: cytoplasm; protein farnesyltransferase complex; CAAX-protein geranylgeranyltransferase complex.
AUGUCCUCCCGGACACAUUUCCCUGAGCUCUCAGCACAGGAGCCGGACUUUCUAAUGGAAAUGUUGGCUCAAGACGCAAAGAACUACCACGUCUGGACAUACCGACACUGGUUAGUGCGUCAUUACCGAUUGUGGGACUCACCACGCGAGCUCCAGGAUGUCGAGGCCCUGAUCAAAGCUGACGUGCACAACAACUCCGCGUGGAACCACCGGUACAUGUUGCGUUUCGGGCCACGCGAGAACGAGCCCGACGCCGGAAUGGUCAAUGCGGGAAAUGCGCAGUCCACGGCUGCGGAGAAGGGCGUGCAGUCUGUUGUUGAUGAAGACCUUGUUGAUUUAGAGCUGCGUUACACGCAGGAGCAGAUCUUACGGGCGCCUGAGAACCGGAGCCCCUGGUGGUAUGCCCGUGGGGUGUUCCAUGCGGCCAAUAGGAAGCUGGCGGAGUGGGAGGGGUUUGUCUCUCAGUUUGUUUCGGCGGACGGUGACUCUGUCAAGAGUAGCCAUGCUGUGGAGUGGUUGGCUGAUGUGUAUGCCGAGGCCGGAGGGCAGAGUACCAAGGCAGCGGAUAUGCUUACCCUGCUGAAGGAGAAGUAUGAUCCGAUUCGGAAAAACUACUGGGACUAUCGGAUUCGCCAGCUGGAUGUGAUGUCUGCAUGA